CAUAUGGUUUGGUAAAGCUACAUCACCGAUGAGGACACGGAGAAAGAAACAGAGAAAGAGAGAGGCGAUGAAAUAGAGAGGGAGGAUGAGGCGUGGGACAAUGAGAAAGAAACAGAGAAAGAGGCAGAAACGGUAAACACUGCAUCGAUUGGGCAUAAUAAGAAAUCAAAGAGUUUCAAAAUACGAUUUUGCAGACCCAAAACCUUGGCAGAACGGUAGUUUUGUGCUGCUCUUAUUCAUUUAAGGGAUUUUUAGACGUUAUCAACCUCCUUACACCGGACAUUUUUGCAAGAAAUGUGCUGGAACAAAUUGAUAGUCAUGGAUGAAUGUCCACUGUCACUCCCUGGAAAUUCACAUUCUAUGCCAAAUGCUCAAGCUCCUCAAUCCCAAUACGAUUCUAUUGAGGCUGAUGGCCAAUUUGAAAUUGUUAAUGUUCCAAUUGAAUUGGAGGAUGACGAGGAUGAUGAAGAUUACAAUUUAAGUGAUUUUUUUGAAUCUGAUGAUGAUAUAAAUGAAGAUUUUGGUAUGGAGGAUGAUGGAAUAAAUAGAGCAAUUGGGGGCAAGCAGCUUGAGGGAGUUUGGAAUGGUAAAGAAGGCUCAGACCAUAGGGACAGUGAUGAGUCGAGGAGUGUAGAAGGGUCAUUUGAUGAUGAAGGGAAUUCGAGGCCUAGGUUCCUUGAGUUACUGGCAUGAAAAAUAAAAAGCUAAUAAAGGAUCUCAAAUUUGCAUCACAUGUAGUCUUCAAGGAGUCACUCAUUUGAUAUUUAAAUUCAUGGCAAAUUGAAAUCCUUUUAAUAAUACUAAUGGAGCUAAUAUACUUUUGUUUUUCAAUAUUGCUGGGAAAGUGUAAUUAUUGAUUCAUUGAGUACUAUUUUUUGGCAAACAAUGUACCAUUUGUAAGCACUCAUUGAUAUUUCAAUUCAUGGCAGAUUAAGACAUUCA
Quercus lobata is the source of this 942-nucleotide messenger RNA. RefSeq lists its product as uncharacterized. The transcript has 4 exons. Lineage: Eukaryota; Viridiplantae; Streptophyta; Magnoliopsida; Fagales; Fagaceae. The coding region runs from base 295 to 693 and encodes 132 amino acids. The record is from RefSeq and is a predicted model, not a curated record.